CAUGUUUGAUAAAAUGAAAAACCUUAUUAAUAAUUUAUAAUAAUAAUAAUAGAAUCAUACACCACUUGAUCUAAAUAUCUAGGACUCACUGCCUCACAAAGCCACACCUAAAGCUAAAAUAGACUAAAACCCCAAACCCCUUCCCAAAACCCCUCUCUGAAGGUUUCAGCUUCAAUCCAAUAGAUAUGAACGGCAGCGGCGGCGGCGCCGGCUUCGGCUUCAACUCCUCCACCGCCACCCCCAACUUCGACAACCUGCUGCUCCAGUCCCUCAUGUCGCGCCUCCAACUCCGCCCCCCGUCGCUCCACGCCGCGCCGCCCUUCUCCCCCGAUAAAUCCCUCGAAGACCUCCUCUUCUCCGAUUUGCUCCUCAACCUCUCCGAAUCCGAGUCCGAUUCGGAAAACGACGACUUCUCUUCCUCCUCCAAAACGCAGCUAGCUAAGGAAGAAUCCAAGCUCGAGAAAGAAAUCGUCCGCACAAUUCUCAGCGGCGAAAUCGAGAAACUCAAACCUAACUCCGGCCAGGCUAUCGCGAUCGGUGAGCACCAUAUCUGCGUCGGUUUUCAGGAGGAGACUGGCUCCGAUUAUCGGGUUUGGGAGUGGCACGGACAUAUUAUGUUGUUUGAUGAGGAAAAUGGCUACACCCCGGAGUAUAUAUACGGGAAUUACUUCGAGAGAGUCGGCGCGCCAAAGAGGAAAUUGAAGAAGACUGUGAAGAUGGGGAGUGGAGGCGAUGAUGACGAUGAGAAGGAGAAGGUGGGGAAUGUGGGGUUGAAGGAGCUUAUUGAAGGUGGAAAUUCUGGCAGUGGACGAGUUCUGCAUCGGAAUUUAAAUGCGAAUUCUGAGCCGCCGAGGUUCUAGGUAGGAGAUUGAUUCAAAUCAGAAGAUGGAAGCAUCACAGCCCGCGGAUUAGUUUCAGUGUGGUUGUCGUCGUUAACUUUAGUGCUGUCUUCGUUGCGCUUGUGUCGCCAACUGGAUGCUUCAGGAGAUGAUACUUUCCAACCUUUUAUUUUUUUAAAGUUCAAGAAUUGCAGAAACCACAUGCUCUUACUUUUAGAUCAUGAUCAUUGAAGCUGCUUCAAUUGUGGCUUUUCUACUUACAUUGCCUUCAUCUGUGUAAGAAUUUCGUAAAUAAAUGCUUGAAUAUGUCAUCUGUCUGCCCAA
Messenger RNA from Salvia miltiorrhiza (redroot sage), 1163 nucleotides. RefSeq lists its product as uncharacterized. The transcript has 2 exons. Lineage: Eukaryota; Viridiplantae; Streptophyta; Magnoliopsida; Lamiales; Lamiaceae. The record is from RefSeq and is a predicted model, not a curated record. Bases 186 to 860 code for a protein of 224 amino acids.